This is a messenger RNA of Dipodomys ordii (Ord's kangaroo rat), 1321 nucleotides long. RefSeq names its product SET and MYND domain containing 3 (gene Smyd3). Bases 77 to 1321 code for a protein of 414 amino acids. NCBI's taxonomy places the organism in Eukaryota, Metazoa, Chordata, Mammalia, Rodentia, Heteromyidae. Gene Ontology annotation, molecular function: histone methyltransferase activity; protein binding. The record is from RefSeq and is a predicted model, not a curated record. Gene Ontology annotation, cellular component: nucleus. The transcript has 12 exons.
AUGGUUGUUACGUGGCAAAUGGCAACUGAAUUGAUUCAAGGGAUUGAGAUCAUCUUGUUUAUUUAGCCCCCAUUUUAUGCUGAGGAAGGAGAAGCUGAUGAGAUGUUCUCAAUGUCGAGUUGCUAAAUAUUGUAGUGCCAAGUGUCAGAAAAAAGCUUGGCCACACCACAAGGGGGAAUGCAAAUGCCUGAAAAGCUGCAAACCCAGAUAUCCUCCUGACUCCGUGAGACUUCUUGGCAGAGUUGUCUUCAAACUUAUGGAAGAAGCACCCUCAGAAUCAGAGAAACUUUAUUCUUUUUAUGAUCUGGAGUCAAAUAUUAACAAACUGACUGAAGAUAAGAAGGAGGGAAUCAGACAACUUGUACUGACCUUCCAGCAUUUCAUGAAAGAAGAAAUCCAAGAUGCUUCUCAGCUGCCACCUUCCUUUGACAUUUUUGAAGCCUUUGCAAAAGUGAUCUGCAACUCCUUCACCAUCUGCAAUGCGGAGAUGCAGGAGGUCGGUGUUGGCCUGUACCCCAGCAUGUCUUUGCUCAACCACAGCUGCGACCCCAACUGCUCAAUUGUGUUCAACGGGCCCCACCUCCUCCUGCGUGCAGUCCGUGACAUCGAGGCAGGAGAAGAGCUCACCAUCUGCUACCUGGACGUGCUCAUGACCAGCGAGGAGCGGCGGGAGCAGCUGAGGAGCCAGUACUACUUUGAGUGUGACUGCGUCCGGUGCCAAACCAAGGACAAGGAUGCUGACAUGCUAGCCGGUGAUGAGCAAGUGUGGAAGGAAGUCCGAGAAUCACUGAAGAAGAUUGAAGAAUUGAAGGCAGAGUGGCAGUGGGAGCAGGUUCUGGCCCUGUGCCAGGCGAGCAUAAGCAGCAACUCUGAGCGGCUCCCGGACCUCAACAUCUACCAGCUCAAGGUGCUGGACUGCGCCAUGGACGCCUGCAUCCACCUGGGGCUCCUGGAGGAGGCGCUCUUCUACGGCAUGCGCACCAUGGAGCCCUACCGGGUCUUUUUCCCGGGCAGCCAUCCGGUCCGAGGCGUGCAGGUGAUGAAGGUGGGGAAGCUGCAGCUGCACCAAGCCAUGUUUCCCCAGGCCAUGAAGAACCUGCGGCUGGUGCACAGGUCCGCUGCGAAGGAGCCCUUGUUGCCCACGUGGACUGCGAGCCCUAGGUCUUGGCAAAGCUCUCUCCCGCCCUCGCCCACCCGGGGACGGCCCCCGGCCACCCACCGGGCUCCCCCCGCAGAGCGCGUCCCGCUCAGCGGAAGCGAGGCUCGGAGCCCCGCUCCGCAGGAGCCCGCGCGGCUCUUUGUGACCAGCUCAGGGCCGUGA